UUCAAGAGUUGGCGCUAGCAUGACAGUCGGUGUUUGUGCGCGGUUUUGUUGAGUAAUAUUAAUUGGACGAGUUAAUCGUCUCUCAAGACAAUAAAAAAUGCUGCAGGGCUAUUCACCGGUGAUGCAAGCCUUUCUGGGCACCCUUUUUACAUGGGGUCUCACAGCCUGCGGAGCCUCGCUAGUCAUUAUUAUCAGAGGAUCUCAAAGGAAAGUUUUGGAUGCGAGCCUCGGAUUUGCGGCUGGGGUCAUGACCGCAGCUUCGUUUUGGUCCUUGUUGUCGCCCGCAAUUGAUUUAGCAACGAGUUCAAAAAUGUAUGGUGAAAAUGGUGAAUACGCCUUUGUACCAGUUGCAUUUGGCUUUCUUCUUGGUUCGUUAUUUGUUUACGGUGCCGAUAUUUUAAUAUCAGUGCUGGGGCUGCAUUCACCCAAUAUGAUGCUAGCGCUACAUGGUAGUAAUAAAGGAGAUAGAAGCAGAGAUGCUUCAAGACGUGACUCAGCUCACGUGCCGCUGCCCGUGCCGACUGUCAUUGAAGGGUUUUCUGAUGUGGGAACCUGUGCUCAUCGUAGAACGGUAGGUAAAUUACGGAAACGAUCAAAACGUAAACGUGCUGAAGCGAAAGUUCUCACUCAGAGUUACGCGAGUACCAUUGAGGAGAUCCAGCAUGGACAAUGGAAGAGGAUCAUGCUCCUGGUCGUGGCCAUUACUGUGCACAACAUUCCAGAGGGAUUGGCGGUCGGAGUUGGUUUCGGUGCUAUUGGAACUUCAAGCGCAGCCACCUUUGAAACAGCAAGAAAUCUUGCUCUGGGUAUCGGCAUUCAAAAUUUCCCCGAGGGCCUUGCCGUUAGCUUGCCUCUGCACGCCGCUGGAUUUUCCGUUUGGAAAAGUUUAUGGUACGGUCAACUUAGUGGCAUGGUGGAGCCCAUCUUCGGGGUGUUGGGCGCCGUUGCCGUCAGUUUGGCCCAACCUGCGUUACCGUACGCCUUAUCUUUCGCCGCCGGUGCCAUGAUCUACGUGGUCAUGGAUGACAUCAUUCCCGAGGCAAACACGAAUGAAAAUGGCAAGCUGGCCACCUGGGGUGCCAUCAUCGGUUUCCUGGUCAUGAUGAGCUUGGACGUAGGUUUAGGUUAAUAUAUGAGCCCAAAAAAGAAAACAUAGAUUGUCGAUUUAGACCCGAUUGUUCUGUGUUUCGUUUUUUGUGAACGUCCCAUACGUGUCCUGUCCUGAUAUUAGAAAUGUUAAGUUUGAAAAACGGCCAUGGGUGGAUAAUUGCGGAUUAGAUCGUUUGUUCUUUUUCUUUGUGGGCGAGGUUUCCGGAAAGUUGGAUGAUUUUUUUCCGCGAAGAUUAACCUAUUUUUUGAAUAACUUUUUCUUCGAGUCUUUCUUAUCGUAUUGUUCUUCUUUAAUUUAUGUCUGAAUACGUAUAAGAAAAACUUGCUAGUGCAAUUAUACAGGGUUUUACAAAAAGGCCCGUCAUUCCGUUAACUAAAUAUUCUCUUGGCUUAAAUAGUGGCACUUUCUUUAUGCCAUUCCCCAUAAAUGUUUUGUUUUCAACAGAUAAAACUGUGAAAGUUAUCUAUAUUUAUUGGCGUCUCCAUUAAUUAUAUUAAGUGUAACUUAUGAAUUUAUUGAACGUAAUAUUUUUCAAAGCAUAUUUCCUAAUUUCAACUUAAAUUAAAUAACUUGGAUCGUUUUCGAGAUACGGGGUGUCAAAAUGUAUUAAAUACUCAAGAAUUUUGUAGCUGAUCUUGACAAAACUUGACACGCGUAUUUACUCUCAUGGUUGACUACAUUGUGUUUAAUUAAAAUAAAAUGAUAAUUGGAAUUUAUAGGUAAAAUCAUAGUACGCCACUAAUGUUUAGAAGAUUUAAUUUUUUUUUUGAAUCAAGCAAUCAGAAAUACAACAGUUUUGUUAAAAUGAUUUUAAAAGUGUGUUUGUGAGUUAAUAAUUAAAAAAUCAGAUCCUUCAGACCACGCAGGGCAGCGGUUUUUCAUUUUUAUUUUAAAAACCUAGGAGGAGGAACAAAAAAAAUAGGGGUCGUCCUCUGGGACGCCACUGAAAUGAAUACUUUUAUUUUAAUUACGCAAAAUAAAGACCCUUAUGACGACAAAUAGGUUUUGUCAAAAUCAGCUAAAAGUUUAUUAACAAAAUCGUUUCUUUUUUCUACAAUCUGAAACGAAACAAAUUAGGACACGAAAAAAAGAAAAAAGGAUAUUUGUACUGAAUUCUGAAACACCCUGUAUAGUUAACGGAUUACCUACCAUUUUGUCUUUAAUACUUCAUUAUUUGUGAUCAGUGACGUUAUAUCCAGUGACCUCCUAAGUUGCUUCCAGAACGUCUAAAGCCCUGCAGCCAAUUUUUAACAUAAGAUUACCUUUUAACAACUUACAUUUUCCGCCAUCUUUACCGAUGGCGGAUAAGUUAUGGGACACGCUGCACAGUUUGGCAACGGGUAUUUAUGUGCCUUUAGAAUGUGACAGAUAUGUUGGCUUCGCCAACUUUAAGGACUUGUCAGAUCGUCUUUUGGAUAUAAAGUCACAGUUUUUAUUGUGUUCAGAAUUGUUAAUUUAUAUAUUUAUACAGAUUAGUAUAUUUUACGUUGUGUAAUAUUUACAAUGCGUGGCAUUUUACUUUGACGAAAAACCGAUGUACUCCGCAUAUACAUACAAUGAAGAUCUCCGCAUUUUAAGAAAACAGUCUUAUAAGAAACGUAAGCGCCCAUAAUAUUAUAAUGUUUUAUGUUUACGUUUUACGAACAGUUUAGUAGUUGUACUUAAACCGAGAACAAGUACUUGGGUAAAUUAUGAUUUACGUUGAGUAUUUUUAUAAUGAACAUGUAGUUAUAGCAAUCAACUCAUAAUAUAGUCUGCCAAUUGUUAACAACUACAACUGUGAUAAUGAGCCCUAUUCAUGUUAAU
This is a messenger RNA of Cylas formicarius (sweet potato weevil), 2917 nucleotides long. It is a transcript of the gene Zip48C, whose product is annotated as zinc transporter ZIP11. Gene Ontology annotation, molecular function: zinc ion transmembrane transporter activity. The record is from RefSeq and is a predicted model, not a curated record. Gene Ontology annotation, biological process: zinc ion transmembrane transport. Gene Ontology annotation, cellular component: membrane. Bases 98 to 1129 code for a protein of 343 amino acids. NCBI's taxonomy places the organism in Eukaryota, Metazoa, Arthropoda, Insecta, Coleoptera, Brentidae. The transcript has 7 exons.